Messenger RNA from Vicugna pacos (alpaca), 2531 nucleotides. Lineage: Eukaryota; Metazoa; Chordata; Mammalia; Artiodactyla; Camelidae. The record is from RefSeq and is a predicted model, not a curated record.
UUCAGAUGCAAAACUUCCUGAGCUGCCUUUCCUGUCUCUUCAGGACCCACCUUUCCCUCCGGGAGACAGUUGUAAACGACUAGCAAAUACACUGAUUACCGCUGGCUUCAGUUUGCGGUUUUUUUUCCAGGUAGCCAUGCCUUGAUCAAUGCUUGAAUCCAGUUCAGCGGUGCCUCUCCCGUGUUCUCACGGCUCUCCGACACCGCUGCCUUCGCAGUAGUGGGCUUAGACGCCGUGGUAGUUCGGGGUGGGAGUGGCGGGCCUCUCCGUGCCCCUGAAGCAUGUGGGGGUGUCUGCUCUGCCCGUGUGCGAGGUUAACCCUGCUUUCAAACGGAGCACCUGUUCUAAAUGGUUAAAAGCAGUUUAGUAAGUGCCAGAUGAUUCACCGUGUUUUUUCUAAUUUGUGUCUUAUCCUCCUACCCGACGGUAUCUCUUUUCUCGUCUUGGGCCUGAACUGUGUAAUCUUCCGUCACUUAGACCUUCCAGUUUGCUUUUUACGAGUCUGGCGUGCCCCUCGUUUCUAGUUAAUUUCCCCUAGUUACCCCGCCCGCCCUCGUGGCCCCUCUCUUCCGCCUUCUGAGCCUUUCCUUAACCUCCUGUGGCUGAGAGCCAGAGCUGUGCUUUCUCUUAAAUCGGCGCUGGGCCUUACCCUCCGUGUGCCUGUCCCACUCCUGUGUAGCACCGCCAGGAAGCAGAGGAGCAAGAUGGGGAGAAGAAACGGAGACAGCAGCGGCACCAGCCUGCGCGCGGCCCGCAGCUCCGGGGAGAACUUAUCUCACUGGAAUUUGGAUGCAGAAGUGCCUGUUCCUGAAAAUAAAAACCUCCUGCCCGGAAGGGACAGUGCCGUAGGUGGCAAAAUUAACAAGAAUGGUAAACAAGGGGUAUUCCAGUUAUGGAGUUUUCCUCUUGACGGAAGAAGCAUCACGGAGAACAGGGAUUUCAGAAGAUCUUCGAUGGAGACAGGCUAUCACGUGACCAGUAGUCCCACAAUGCUGCUCGCCGAGAGCCACUCCCGAGCAGCUGCCUCGGUGGGCCAGCGGGUGAGGCCUGCCCUGCCCUGCUGGCCGCACGCCGACGGAGACUUUUGCAAGGACAGAAACGAGCCUCAGGUGAAUUUAUGCUCAGCUGUAGAAAACAACAGUGGGGACAUUUUAACUGCUCCAACUUGGAAUUUGAAGUGUGGAAGCAGCAGUGUGAAGGAAAAUUUAACAGAUGAAAGCGACUUAUCAGAAAAUGAGAAAGCAAACAAAACUUUACUCAGCUAUUUUAAAAAGAUGGACCUUAAUUUAAAGCCAGAAACAAUAGAAAAUGUUGACGACUUUUUCACCGAAGAGCCGAGCGAAGCGUUCCCAUAUCCUGCCCUGCUGCCCCCGCCUUUCGGCGCCCUGGACCUGCACAGGUUAGCCUUCUCCAGGUCUGCAAACUGGACAAUGACAGCGGUGCUUCCGGAAAGCUCCCUGGAGCCUUUGAUAACUCGGUUACUGGAAAUGGAACGACUGCAGCAUGUGACAAUUCAAAAAGAAAGGCCGAGACUGCAGACCCCGCCCUGCACUCCCGGAGCCCCUGAAAGACCCUCUUCUGAACCCGUUCCCAAAACGAGGCAGCCCAGGCUUUCUGACUCUUUGAGUCUUCAGACAAUUUGUGCAGAUAAAAGUCACGAAAAAAGGAAGAGCGAUCCUGGUUCUUGUAAGCUUGAGCGCAGCACAUCCAGGUGGGACUGGAGCAGUGCUGGCAGGUACAGGUGGGGUUCUAGACCAUCUCUGAAAAGCUCCUCCACCACAAAGCAAGUGAUGGCCACUUACGACGACUCUAAGAACCCCAGAAGUGCCACUUUAAACCCAGGCCAAGAGCUCUCAGCCAAGCCUGCUCCUGCCCGGGCAGCUCAACUGCUGGUUAAAAUGGUCCCAACCCGAUGUCUGCCACCAAAGUCUCCUAUACCAGUUGCACCUAUAUCUCUGUCUUUUCCCGAAAAUGAGAGGGAAGGAGCUAAGGUACCAAGGACCAAAAAGAAACUUUACCGAAAAAACGUGGUGUUGAACAAACCAUUCUGUGUUCAGAAGCUAAACUGUCUGUCGUCUUCGUUGAUAGCGAAGGACAAGUGCUCACCCAUUGACCAGAAAUAACUCUUUUCUUCCCUGUGUCUCAACGUGAGCAGGUCUACUCCAGGAAGCCCGGCUGAAGCAUGGUCCCUCACCCUGAGCUACGGGCCAGAAACACCCAUGCCCUCCACGCGGUUCCUGGCUGCGCCAGGGAGUAGAACUUGAGACCCAGCUGAGAUGUCUACAGGGAAACCCGGGGGCUUCCCUGCCGACCCCGUGGACAGCCUCCCACAGGUUACGUUUCAAAGGUGGUUUCACUGAGACUAGUAAAGAUGGUCCUUUUGCCGUGAUUGUUUUCCCGUAUAAUUCCAUCAAUAAAUGGUGCCGUCGACUUAACUGCUGGUACAAGACCCCUUUAUUCUGCUCUGUUAUACAGCAUGAGAGUCGGUGUUUUUUUUUUUUUAAAUUGAAGCAUAGUUGAUUUGCAACAUU